Messenger RNA from Closterium sp. Yama58-4, 2760 nucleotides. The record is from the annotation of a GenBank genome assembly. Lineage: Eukaryota; Viridiplantae; Streptophyta; Zygnematophyceae; Desmidiales; Closteriaceae.
AUGGCGGACCAUUUGUCUCCGCCAUGGUCUCACGUGUGUCACGUCCUCCAAUCACUCGAGCAGCGUCGGGCGAACUGCGUCGUCACCGUCGAUGACGAUAGCGGUGCGACGCUAACCGGGUCGCAAUUAGUCGCUGACGUCGCAUGCCUGGCCAGAGGGCUGGAGACUCUCUGCGACGUUGCGCUGGGGGAGCGAGUGUGCAUCGCAGCGCUUAACAGCUCGGCAUACGUGCAGUGGCUACUCGCAGUGCCAGCUGUGGGCGCCAUUCUUGCGCCUCUCAACCACCGAUGGAGCAUAGGGGAAGCAGCAGCGGCGGUGCAGCAGGUGGGGGCGACGGUGCUGGUGGUGGAUGCACACAUGCUGCCCUGGUGGGGCCACCUCCAGCCGCUCUGCCCCUCCCUGCGACUGGGGGUUCUUAUCUUGGACGGGCCCAUUGACCCCACUGCCUCCUCUCCCUCCUCUGCUUCGUCCCCCGCGCUGCUCUCAAUGCAACAAGUCCUUCGAGCCGGCCGAAAGGAAAUUACAGAAGCUGAGCAACGCACAUCCAACUCCUCCUUGUUCACCGAUCAAGCCUCCUCCUCACCCUCCUCUCCUUCUCACUCUCUUGGCCCCUCCCCCCUUCCCGCCCCCUCCUUCCUCCACCACAUACCUCUCCAAUUCGCCCCUCACCGCAUUGCACUCCUCUGUUUCACCUCGGGCACCACCGGCACCCCCAAGGCGGCUGCUCUCUCCCACACGGCGCUCAUCUCGCAGUCACUGGCCAAGCUGGCGUGUGCGGGGUACCGCCAUGACGAUAUCUUCCUGCACGUGGCCCCUCUGUGUCACAUUGGCGGCAUAUCCUCGCUCCUCGCCAUGCUCACAGCAUGUGCUCGCAACGUCCUCGUGCCGCGCUUCCUCCCCGCCCACCUCCCGCGCCUCCUCUCCCGCCAUCGCAUUACCGCCCUCAUCGCCGUCCCUGCCAUGCUCACUGACCUUCUGAAUGCGUGCAGUGGCGAGCAAAGCACGUCCUUCCCGCUCGUGCGAACGCUGCUGGUGGGGGGAGGCGCAUUGAGCCAGUCGCUGCAGCGGCACACAGAGGCACUAUUCCCAUGCGCGCGCCUCAUGCUCGCUUAUGGCAUGACCGAAGCAGCCUCCUCUAUCACGUUUGCCAUGCUACGGGACCCUGCAGAGGCAGACUCGGCUGGGGCAGAGAGAGCAGGGGCAGAGACAGGAGCACCAUCAGCACCAUCAGCACCAUCAGCACCAACAGUAUCAGCACCAGUAGCAUCAGCAUCAGCGUGCUGUGUGGGCUUCCCUGCUCCACACGUACAAGUCUGUAUCAUGCCCCUACCUCCUGAUGACCCACACUCUCCUCUUCCUCCUCCCCCUCCUCACUCAACCCUGGCCCCUCCUGGCCCGCACUCAACCCUCCCCCCUCAACACUCGCACUCCCCUCUCGAUCAACCCUCACCUAAUCCCAGCCAGCCUUCAGCUCACAAGCCUUGUCCUGUAGUGGGGGAGGUGCUAACCCGCGGCCCGCACGUGAUGAGUGGCUACUGGUGCAGGCCGGACGAAACCGCUGCAGUGCUCUCCCAAGACGGCUGGCUGCGCACAGGGGACAUGGGCUGGAUCGACUUUUCCGGGCAGCUUUGGCUGCUGGGCAGGCGAAAAGAAAUGAUCAAGUCGGGCGGGGAGAAUGUUUUCUGUGCAGAGGUGGAGGAGGCAGUGAGAGCACACCCUGGAGUGGCGGCAGCAGCAGCGGCAGGCGUGCCGGAUGAUCGAAUGGGGGAGACGGUUGCUGUUCUGCUGCAGCUGAAACCGGGAUGGGUGUGGUCGGGGGACAGCAGUAGUGAGAGUGGCGGUGGUGGCAGUGGUGGUGGUGCUGUUGCUGCUGGUGGCAGUGGUGGUGCAGGUGCAGCAAGGGCAGCUACUGCUGAGUGCAUGUCAUUGAGUGACUUGCAAGCUGCGUGCCAGCAACACGGCCUCUCCAGGUACAAGCUCCCUCGAGUGGUUGUGGCGUUGCCGGAAGGACAGUCAUUGCCUGUGACUGCUCUGGGAAAGCUGCAGCAGCGCAAGGCGGAGUGGGCGCGGGUGCGGGGGGUGGCGGAGAGGGGCGCGGUGGUGCGCGGGCGGGUGGUCUCCGCCAAUGCGGGGGGGCUUAUGGUGCGCCUGGGCCCUCUUCAAGCCUUCCUUCCGCUCUCCCAGCUCGACCCGUCGCGUCUCAGAGGCACGGCCACGUCACCGGCCCCCAAUGUAGCAGACGUGACUCGAGCCCUUGUGGGAACCAUGGUGGGGGUGAGAGUCCUAGAGCUGGACGAAGCCCGAACGCGCCUGGUGGUGUCGGAGAAGCGGGCAGCAGCAGCGCGGGGGCUGCCGCGCGUGCAGCAGGGGCGCGUGUACCCGGGGGUCGUUUCCUCCCUCACUGACUUUGGCGCCUUUGUGGACCUCUUCCAACCGGAAGGGGACAAAGAAGAGGGAGACAAGGAGGGGGACAAGGCGGAGGGGGGCAAGGAGGGGGAGAAGGAGGGUUUAUUUCUGGCGACGGGGCUGGUGCAUGUGUCAGAGCUCUCCUGGGACCCCGUGCGCUCGCCUGCUGAUGUGGUUGCCGUGGGGGAUGCAGUCAACGCCUUGGUGCUGCAGGUGGAGCGGGAGAGGGAGCGAGUGGGUUUGUCGCUGAAGCAGGUGCAGGCAGAUCCCCUCCUCGAGACGCUAGACCGCCUGCUGCCCUUCCAACCCGCCCCAGAUGCCACCUCCCCUUCUGCCUCCGCCCUUGAGGUCUGA